AUGUCGGAUAAAAAUGAAGAAUUUAAUUAUGUUCAGUCAGAAAGCAGUACAGUAAAAAAAAUUAAACUAAAUAAUAGUGUAAAUAUUGUAACGGGGAAUGUAAGAGACGAGCAGCAGUUAUCAAGCAAAUUAAAAGAAUUAGAAAUCAAUGGUCAUUUGAAAGGUGAAAUCAAUGAUCAUUCGAAAGCUGAAAUUAUCAAAGUCAGGGGCAGUAAAGCAAAAGAAUCAGAAUCGCCGGAGAAACGUAUAUUGGCGACUGAACCGAUUGAAGCGAUUGUGAAGAAGAUUGUUGAGAGCGGAAUUGAUUUGACAAAGCUGACUCCUGAUGAGAUUUUAGCGAAACUCGGUGGUUAUGUUGCUGAACACAUUGGCUCUAGAAGCUUUCCCCCCUCGACCAUUCUUUUUAUCACAUUUAACAAUUCUGUAUUCUUUGACAAUCAAGAGGAACUUCAACAAAGGCUUGAACCACUUGGUAUUCAACCAAUUUUCAAAAAUUAUCCCGACCAUCAAGAACGGCAUGCGAAGGAAGUCACAAAUUUUGUCAUAAAAUGUGCUGUCAAUUCUUGGAUGGAAAAGAAAAAGUUUUCUGUAAUGGUGAGCGCGGAUCAAGAAUAUCCCACGUCCAUUAUCACUUCUUUUUUGGGAAAUAUUCGGUUUUGGUGCGAUAAGAAUUCAGUCGAAAUAAUUGUUGCGCGGUUUGGCGUGUACAAGGAAUCAAAGGGAGAUAUAGAGAAGCGAUGUUACUUCGCGAGAGCCAACGAUACCAUUUUCUCGAAUAGCUUAGAGCCGGAAUCGACAGAAAUUAUUGACUUGAUCGUUUUGUAUUUAUACAAGUUUGUUUCGAUCAAUGCGACUGAAUUCAUCAUCGAUCUUUGUAAUGAUGCAAAGAACGACCACGCUAAUCACGGAUUCUGUGCUUGCUACUUCGCCUCAGUAAUGAUCGAUAAUGAAAUCUGGUCUAGUGUCGAACAUUAUGGUAGUAAUUCAUUACAUACUUCCAAUGAUAAUCUUCAUUUGCUAAUGCACAUAUUAUUUAAUGUACAAGUCCAAGCACAAAGAUUCACUGAUGAGGAAAUUCGCACUAAAAUUCGCAAAGCUCCCACUUCGAAUGAAGCGCUUUUAAUCGUCCAAGCGAAUUCCGACCUGCAACGCAACGAUUGGAAUGACGAAUUUCGUCUACAACUGAUCAGCAAAGCGGUUUCGGAAAAAUAUAUCCAGCAUUCGCCGCUCCGAUAUAAAUUACUUGCCACUUCCGCCAACGAGUUUAAAUUGACGUAUGCUAAUUUGUCGAGUACCGAAAACUAUUGCGAAAACGAACGAUUGAAAGAAUGCGUUGGUCUGGCUUCCAUGCAAGAAUCGGAUCUAGCUUGGUAUAAUAAUCUAUUGUUGGACAUUAGAAAAAAUUCAUUCGAACGUGAAGUGUUAGGGAUUGUAGAAUCACGUAAUGCUUUAAACGUGACAAAUUUAUGUGCCACUAGCCAAUUGAUUGAGAUCUGA
This is a messenger RNA of Ambispora gerdemannii, 1497 nucleotides long. NCBI's taxonomy places the organism in Eukaryota, Fungi, Glomeromycota, Glomeromycetes, Archaeosporales, Ambisporaceae. The record is from the annotation of a GenBank genome assembly.